UAUUUUGUAAUAAAAUUUUAUUAGAAUUUAUAAUAAUGAACGGAACGCCUAAGCGUUUACAAUUUUUGCCACCACAAACUCGUGAUAAUUUUGUUUUGCGGAUUAUUAAAAGUUCAUUUCAUGCUAUUUUUAUUUGGAUAUUUAAUGUCUACAAUUUUACAAUGUUAUUUGUUAAAAAACAAUACAGAAAGCAACAAUUUGUUAAAUAUAGCGUUAUUCCCCUUUCACCAUUAACUGCACAAAGACUUUCUUUUGUUCGGCGUAAAAUAAUGGUGCUUGAUUUGGAUGAGACAUUAAUUCAUUCACAUCAUGAUGGACUUCUCCGGUCGACUGUUAAACCUGGAACACCUCCAGAUUUUAUUAUAAGGGUAACUAUUGACAAUCAACCGGUUAGAUUCUUUGUCCAUCUUCGGCCGCAUGUUGAAUUUUUUUUGUCAGUUGUUAGCUGUUGGUUUGACCUUGUUAUAUUCACUGCUUCAAUGGAAAUUUAUGGGGCUUCUGUUGCUGAUAAAUUAGAUCAAGGACGUGGAAUUUUACAAAGGCGAUAUUUUCGGCAACAUUGCACCCAGGAUUACAACGGGUACACAAAGGAUUUGGCUGCUGUUCAUCCAGACCUUUCUUCAAUAUUUAUUUUGGACAAUUCUCCAGCUGCUUAUCGGAACUAUACUCAAAAUGCCAUUCCAAUAAAAUCUUGGUUCAGUGAUCCGUCUGAUACUUGUCUCUUAAAUAUUUUACCUUUUUUGGAUGCUUUAAGAUUAACUUCUGAUGUUCGCUCAAUUUUAGGUCGAAAUUUACAUCACCGGACACAACAAUUACAAUUAAUGCAGCAACAACAAUUUAGUUGUUUUCCUUCUAGAUGA
Meloidogyne enterolobii is the source of this 860-nucleotide messenger RNA. Lineage: Eukaryota; Metazoa; Nematoda; Chromadorea; Rhabditida; Meloidogynidae. The record is from the annotation of a GenBank genome assembly.